UGUCACUCAGAUUGAACUCGGCCAAAUUGGCUCCAUCAAUUUUUUGUAUUAAUUUUUUUUUUUAGUUUCCGGGAAAAUCUUUUCUUUUUCCCUCCCGAGAAAGCUAAUGCAAUAUAUUUCAUGAAUUGAAUCGCUUCUCUUAAAAACAAAAGAAGAUUUCACCAUAAAUCGAGCGAAACCUUGAACGUCGCUGCACCCUUCUCCCUCCUCCCUUCUCUAAUUCUGCGCUUAUUAGGGUUUUGUCUUAAUUUCUCGGCACUGCCACUCUUUUAUAAGGAGCAGAUGGAGUGAAUGGUCGAUUUUAUUGGAAGGACUUUAAAAGAAGAAGAUUGCACAAGAUAAUUUGUUUUUGGCCAAUACUCAUUUGCUUUUCUGUUAAAAUCAUUAGCUUUACGUUGUUGUUUGCAUGUGUGGUUCCGAAGAACUUAAUUGCUAUGUCAAAAGAUACAAAUGUUUCAAGUGAACACAAUAGAGAUGGACCUGAUUACUUUGGUUACUAUAAAUGUCGAGUUGAAAAGCUAUUAUCACAAGAUGAGGAUUUUCAGCUAUUUACUUCAUCCAAAGCUUUAGAGUUUUCUGGAAAAGAGUCUUGCCAAGUUAGAGGGGAGAAUGAUUAUGGAGCUUCUUGUUCUCUAUUUGGUAAUGGGGUAGGAAAUGAGCUAUCUGAUUUCAAAAGAGAAAGAUUGAGGACAUUGCUUCUUCAGGGUGUGAAUGUUCUUACACCAGAAGUUGAUGAGAUGCUAUAUCCAGUUGUACAAACGCGGGAGAUUCAAAUGCAUCGAAGAAACAGAAAGGCAUCAUCAAGUUUAGGUGUGGCAGCAAAUAAAGAUGGCACGGGCCAAUCUCCCCGUAAGAAACUUAAAAUUUCUCCUUUAGACCCUCAACUUGCAAGUCCAACUAAUCCUGGAUCAAAUGUUGCUCAUAAGAUUUCUGUCAAUGGGACAACUGGUCCGGAAGAAUCUAAGGUGAAUGAUGAUGAACAUCGACAGUUCCUGAUUGAUAACGAUAGUCCAGAGGUUGAGGAAAUAUUGCAGAAUGUUUCUGAUGAGCUAUCUUCAAAACUGGCACACAUGGACCAGCAGCUUGAAGAACUUCUUAAUGUCGUAGCGUCAGUGUGCAGGCCAAUGACCGUUCCUGAGAAAAAUCAGCUUCAAAAGAUGAUUAAGGAGUUGCCGCCUAAAAAUCUUGACCGUGUUGUGGAACUCAUUGCACAUGCAGAGAAAAGAUCUCAUGAUGAAAUUAAUGUAGAUCUUGAAAAAGAGAGUAACAUAACACUUUGGAGAUUGUAUUACUACGUUCAAGCAGUUGAGAAAGCUAGGAUGCCCUCGCUGUAGAUCUCAGCACGUUCUUGUUUUUGAGUAUCUUAUAAUGAUUUUGGUAAAUGAAAAUAGUCACUAACUGAAAAAGGCUUGAGAGCUAGGCUUUCUUUGGGCAGUAGUACCAACAUUUCUUUUGCGGAAUAGUGAAGUUAGAAAAAAUGAGUCUAUAGUUUGACCAGGUUAUAUUCAAAUGUGAGUAGUUUUGGUGAUUUUUGGCUUAAACGCAAGCCAUAAAGUACAUUAUUUGGGAAGUAUCGAGUUUAGCCAUAUCCUCAUUCUUCAAUGUCUAGACUUCUGAUGACUUUUCACAUGUGCUGGCAGUCAUGCUUUGCACUGUACAGAUUUUAGUUUAUGGCAUCGUUUUCCAAUACAAGUUUAAAUUCUCUAUUGUACAGUACAAUUUUUACUGGGAUUAAAAUGUUGGCAGGAAUGCUUCGAUACAGUCUAAUUCUUCUUUUUAUUGUCACAGCGUGUCAGGAAUGAAGUUGCUUGGAUCUUUAGGUAUAUUGUAAUUCAACAAAAUGACAAGUCAAAGUAGCAAAAAAUUCCUAUACUCGAA
This is a messenger RNA of Humulus lupulus (European hop), 1878 nucleotides long. RefSeq lists its product as uncharacterized. Lineage: Eukaryota; Viridiplantae; Streptophyta; Magnoliopsida; Rosales; Cannabaceae. The transcript has 8 exons. The record is from RefSeq and is a predicted model, not a curated record. The coding region runs from base 435 to 1334 and encodes 299 amino acids.